Pan troglodytes (chimpanzee) is the source of this 618-nucleotide messenger RNA. RefSeq names its product glyceraldehyde-3-phosphate dehydrogenase-like. The transcript has a single exon. Gene Ontology annotation, molecular function: glyceraldehyde-3-phosphate dehydrogenase (NAD+) (phosphorylating) activity. The coding region runs from base 1 to 618 and encodes 205 amino acids. The record is from RefSeq and is a predicted model, not a curated record. Lineage: Eukaryota; Metazoa; Chordata; Mammalia; Primates; Hominidae. Gene Ontology annotation, cellular component: cytosol. Gene Ontology annotation, biological process: glycolytic process.
AUGUUCGUCAUGGGUGUGAACCAUGAGAAGUAUGACAACAACCUCAAGAUUGUCGGCAAUGCCUCCUGCACCACCAACUGCUUAGCACCCCUGGCCAAGGUCAUCCAUGACAACUUUGGUAUCGUGGAAGGACUCAUGACCACAGUCCAUGCCAUCACUGCCACCCAGAAGACUGUGGAUGGCCCCUCUGGGAAACUGUGGCGUGAUGGCCACGGGGCUCUCCAGAACAUCAUCCCUGCCUCUACUGGUGCUGCGAAGGCUAUGGGCAAGGUCAUCCCUGAGCUGAACGGGAAGCUCACUGGCAUGGCCUUCUGUGUCCCCACUGCCGUGUCAGUGGUGGACCUGACCUGCCGUCUGGAAAAACCUGCCAAAUAUGAUGACACCAAGAAGGUGGUAAAGCAGGCAUCGGAGGGCCCACUCAAGGGCAUCCUGGGCUACACUGAGCACCAGGUGGUCUCCUCCGACUUCAACAGCGACACCCACUCUUCCACCUUCAAUGCUGGGGCUGUCAUUGCCCUCAACAACCACUUUUUCAAGCUCAUUUCCUGGUAUGACAAUGAAUUUGGCUACAGCAACAGGGUGGUGGACCUCAUGGCCCACAUGGUCUCCAAGGAGUAA